AAACGCAAUCCAGGGAAGCCAAUCUCACAACGUCAAACGCGCAAGAAGAAGAACAAGAGGAAGCUAGAGGGGGAGAGUAAAGAUAAAGGCAACAAGCGCCAGCCUCGAGGCCAGAGAUCCAAGUCUAUUCCCGCAACUGAAGAGGCUGUUUAUUCACGGCGGUCAUCCAGGAGAGCUAUGGGAUAUCAACUGUGGUUCUUGGGUGACAACGGCAAAGCUUGCUUGGUGGCGUCAUCAUCAAGAUAA
Messenger RNA from Trichoderma asperellum CBS 433.97, 246 nucleotides. RefSeq lists its product as uncharacterized. NCBI's taxonomy places the organism in Eukaryota, Fungi, Ascomycota, Sordariomycetes, Hypocreales, Hypocreaceae. The record is from RefSeq and is a predicted model, not a curated record.